Myripristis murdjan (pinecone soldierfish) is the source of this 1175-nucleotide messenger RNA. RefSeq names its product chromosome 1 C4orf33 homolog (gene c1h4orf33). The transcript has 6 exons. NCBI's taxonomy places the organism in Eukaryota, Metazoa, Chordata, Actinopteri, Holocentriformes, Holocentridae. Bases 387 to 1088 code for a protein of 233 amino acids. The record is from RefSeq and is a predicted model, not a curated record.
AACAGAAACAGCUGCUGUUCCCGUUCACAUCUGCGCCCUUGAACAGAUUAUCUGCAGGGCUGCGUGGCAAACUAUUUGAUAAAGUCAUAAAAAGCUGCUGUCUGUUUAUUUUUAUUUAUUUAUUAUUAUUAUUAUUAUUAUUAUUUUUUAAUGGAAAUGUGCGUGUAAACUUAACAAGCGGAUUUAAGUUGACGUUAAAUUAAAAUUGUUUUACAACCCUUUUCUCCAAAGGUCAGUUAGUUGAAUUCGGCUGAUCGGAUAACUUAUCGCGGAUAUUUAUGGUGAUAUCCGGAUAGUUAUUUCUGCCACUUAACGAUUCAUGUUUAGCUAUAACCCUAAGAAACCACACCAUUUUCUACUUCUGCGAUCAAUGAUGUUGUGUUCAUAUGCUGGUGUGCAAGUGUCAUAGCGUUACUUCCAUUUUCCAGUCAGCUGCUGUACAGCCAUGCAUUCACGUGUUAUUUUCGUGGAAAAUCCAACCCGGAAGACAAACUCAGAUGGAAUUUGAGAUCAAGCACACCUGGGACAGCUACCCCGUGAUGCAUGAGCCUGUCACCAUCAAGUUCUCUCCUGGGGCUGGGGGCCUGCAUAUGGAAGUGUUUGCUCCCUUCUUCGAUGAUCCCAAAGCCCCUGCAGGACCCCCUGGCCAGCCCUUCCCGGGACUCUGGGAUUACGAAGUGGUGGAGUCCUUCUUCCUGGAUAGUACCACUGAAAACUACCUGGAGGUGGAGGUUUGCCCACACGGACAACACUUGGUAUUAUUGCUCUCGGGAAGAGGUCAGGCAUUCCAGCAACAACUGCCCCUGUCGUUCAAUGCCACAAUCACGUUUGGCAAAUGGAAAGGCGAGGCUCUCCUCCCCUGGGAGUACUUCCCUCCCAACGUCAACAAGAUGAACUCCUAUGCCAUCCAUGGCUCAGGACUGGGCCGUACAUAUGAGGCCCUCUACCCCGUCCCAAGAGAGGAAAUAGUAGAGGGCCAAAAGCCCAACUUCCACCUCCUGGAAUAUUUCCAAGACUUCCGCCUGCAAAGCAUCAUGGGAGAAGACUGGGUUCAGCCAGAGUCUGAUCUCUGGAAGGGAAAGUGCUGAGCAAUGCAAAAAAAAAAAUAGUCUCAUACAGACACACACACACACACUCACACACUCACACUAGAACACAGUGUCAGGGCGACAGCA